AUGUGUCUUAAAACAAAGUUAGGAACUAGGCAUGUCCAAGUGUUAUUUUUAUUUUUAGCACUAGCGAUAUGUUUUUCAAUGAGAGUCAACAUGAGUAUGGCUAUUGUAGCUAUGGUAGAAGUACGGUCAUUUGAUUGGAAUAUGCAAAUUCAGAGCUACGUCUUAACUUCUUUCCUCUGGGGAUACAUAGUACUACAGAUCCCUAGUGGCGCACUCGAAGCUAAAUAUGGGGCCAAACUGCUACUUAUUUUAUGUAUAGUUGUAAACUCAGCAGUCUCACUAACGAUACCCGCCAUGGCAUAUAAGGCAAGGUGGACAGGACUCUGUUUCUGCCGUGUUAUACAAGGUCUCGCUCAAGGCUGCUUAUUUCCCUCAACACACAGUCUAGUCAGCAGGUGGAUCCCUAUCCAUGAAAUGGGAUUACUAGGCUCUGUGGUAUACGGUGGAACGUUUCUGGGCACAAGCAUACAGUUAUUGGUAUCUGGUUUUAUUAUACAACAUUGGGGUUGGCCCACAAUUUUUUACGUCAACGGCACCUGUGGGACUAUUUGGUUCGCAUUCUAUAUGUAUUUUGGAUCAGACAGUCCUCAGAAAUCUAAUCUUAUAAGUAUUGAAGAAAAACAUUACAUUCUAUCGUCAAUGCAAGUGUUUGAGGAGUCAAAGCUAAAGAAUACUCCUUGGAAGCAGAUAUUGUUAAGUUGUCCUUUCUACGCGCUACUGACGUCACACUGCGGUCAUAACUGGGGGUUCUGGACGCUCAUCACAGAGUUGCCGACGUACAUGAAUGAUGUUUUAGGCGUACAUAUUUCACAGAAUGGUCUUUUACUAGCGAUCCCCUAUAUGACGCUAUAUGUCUUGAGUUUUCCAUUCGGAUUUCUGACGGACCUUGCGAUGAAACACAAAUGGUGCAGCAUCACCACGUGUAGAAAGACUUGCAAUUCUAUUGGUGAGUUUGGUCCUGCAAUAAUGCUUAUAGUAUUAUGUCAUUUGCCCCCUGGUCAUGUCACAUUGACUGUAGCCAUGCUGUCAGGCGUGGUUGGACUCAGCGCUGGACAUCUGACCGGUAUAUGGCUGACACACAUCGAUAUGUCGCCUAAUUUUGCCGGCAGUGUGAUGGGAAUCACCAACUUCUUCGCCAACAUCACGGGCAUAGUCGCACCACUAGUAGCAGGGGUUAUAAUCACAGAUGAGACAGAUCCAAGACAGUGGCACACUGUGUUCUAUAUAUCAUCGGCUAUAUACUUCGUGACCAACUUGGUGUAUAUCAUAUUCGGAAGCAGUGAGGUGCAACCCUGGAACGACCCUGACUACAUGGCCACCCCGACAAGCCCACAAAGUAACUAA
Spodoptera litura is the source of this 1344-nucleotide messenger RNA. NCBI's taxonomy places the organism in Eukaryota, Metazoa, Arthropoda, Insecta, Lepidoptera, Noctuidae. The record is from RefSeq and is a predicted model, not a curated record.